UCUAGUGUAAUGUGACUACAUGUACACAGCCUUAUCAUCGAUUUGACUAGAACCAUCUAUCAUACACAGUCCACUUGGUGAAGAAUGCUGGCCGUAAUAUACAUAUUAUCAACCUGUAUUAUAGGGGCGUAUUGUGAUUGUCCAUACGGAUUCACUGCCCAUGGUGACUCCUGCUACUUAAUUGUGGGACUGAAUUCAACGUGGAUAGAAGCUAAGAAAUACUGCGAUGUGAUGGGAGGCGACUUGGCUGUAGUUGAGUCAUCAGAGGAAGAAAUAUACCUGGUGAACCUGUUGAAGCAGAUCGACGCCACAGGAAGAAUUUUCCCCGAAAACUAUUGGUUAGACGGAACUGACGUUGUAAAGGAAGGGGAAUUCCGAUGGAUGGGAAAAAACGGAAACUCCAUUCCCAUUUCCGGUUACACGAAUUGGGCCCCUGGACAGCCGGACAAUGCUGCAGUACAUGAAAACUGUCUAGAGAUUCGAUAUUCUUUCAACAUCCUCUGGAACGAUCUGGAUUGUAAUACAAGACAGAAUUUCAUUUGUGAGGCCAGCAAUGAGUGGAACGGCGACACAAUUAUUGGAUAAACAGUCGUACUAGGGUUUGUUUUGAUAAAAAUACAAAUAAACAGUACUCUCGUUA
Messenger RNA from Pecten maximus, 640 nucleotides. Its product is annotated as perlucin-like. The record is from RefSeq and is a predicted model, not a curated record. Lineage: Eukaryota; Metazoa; Mollusca; Bivalvia; Pectinida; Pectinidae. Bases 85 to 585 code for a protein of 166 amino acids. The transcript has 6 exons.